Messenger RNA from Lachancea fermentati, 2304 nucleotides. Lineage: Eukaryota; Fungi; Ascomycota; Saccharomycetes; Saccharomycetales; Saccharomycetaceae. The record is from the annotation of a GenBank genome assembly.
AUGUCGGCAGCAGACAACUCUAAUGAGCCUUGGGCGUCGCAUGAACCUCGGCCAGGGUCCGCUCUAGGUAAUAUGGACUCUGAGCUGGCUUCUAUUGUGUCCUCAUUAUCGGCUUUAUCGAACGUGUCAGCACAGCAGCCGCAUGGCCAGAUAGGAAGUUUCAGACGCACCUCGUUUCACAGUAAUAAUGGCAGUGAUAUAGACUCAGAAGUUCUCUUUCAAAGUCAAGCUUCUCCCGUUAUCAAGAGGACUACGCUAUCUGUUGGUGGUGUGUCUCUCGGUACUCCUUCCGGUGCCAACAAUCGACUUAAUAUGCUAGGAAACUAUUCCGCUAGUAUUGCAGGGGGGGUAUUGCAGCAUCAGCAACAGCAACAGGGUGGGUUUUUUGAACGUUUUGGACGGAGUCUAGCAGAGGGGACUAGAGAAGUUGAAAUGAACCUUGGUGCGUCGUCAGGGCGUGGCUCUCGGCGAGAGAGUUUCAGCGCCAUGGAGUCAUUGUCCAGGGUUGCUAGCAACUCAACUUAUCAGGGUGCUGAAGAGCGUAGACCCUCAAUAUCUUCGGAUGCGUUAGAUUCUGUGAGCGAAAGUCUCAAUAUGCAGGGAGAUAACUCUGGAAAUCAGCGUAAUGCUAGCAGUUUAUGGCCAAAACAGUGGUCAAUAGGUAAUGUUCCAGUCUUUAGACCCCAAGGUACUACUGAUGCUUCGUACCCUGCUCCCGAUAUGUACAAUAAUCCCUAUGGAUUCUCCUACAAUGGAUUUCAGCAAUUUGGUGGGCCUAUGAUGCCUCCCAUGGUACCUCCCACGCCAACAUCUCCAGCAGCUGCCAAUGUUGCUAAUAAUUCUGGCUCGGGUGCUAGUGAAUUAGGACGUUUUGAUCAAUCCGAUGAGAAGAAUAAUGCUGAGAAUGGACCUCAGCAGAUGCCUCCAUUCAUGUUUCCCCCAAACCCAUACGUGUAUUUCCCCCCGGGGACAAAUGCUCCUCAACCUCCUCAGAUGGGUUCCAUGCUGCAAGCACCCACGAAUGUCAAGGAUUCCUCCAAAACUUCCCAUCCUUCGAAACCUCAUGGAAAUCCUUAUUUAUACAACUCGAGAAACAAUAGACAGUCUACACCCGGUACUACAAUUCCUCAAUUUACUCCUUCGACUCAGCAACGCGUGCAGUCACCUUCUCCAAGCAAUGGCAGUAGGGGCAAAAAUAAAAACAAUAUUCCCAGGUCACCUCUACUUGAGGAAUUUCGCAGCAAUUCGUCCAAUAAAUCUUAUAAGCUAAGCGACAUAUAUGGAUCAGCUUUGGAGUUCUGCAAAGACCAACAUGGUUCAAGGUUCAUUCAACAAGAGCUUGCAAAAGCAAGUGAUGCUGAGAAGGAAGUUAUUUUUAAUGAGAUUAGAGAUGAAGCCAUUUCUUUAUCUGAUGAUGUUUUUGGAAAUUAUGUUAUUCAAAAGUUUUUCGAGCAUGGCUUAAAGAUUCAAAAAGACGUUCUGUUCAAACAGUUUACUGGUAAAAUGGAACAGCUGUCCUUACAGAUGUACGCUUGUAGAGUCAUCCAAAGAGCCUUGGAAUGCAUUGAAGACUCUCAGAAAAUUGCUUUGGUGAGGGAAUUGUCAAAUUGUGUUCUAUUGAUGAUUAAAGACCAGAAUGGUAAUCACGUCAUUCAAAAAGCGAUCGAAUGCAUUCCAAUCGACGAAUUGCCUUUCAUUUUAGCCAGUCUUCAUGGUCAGAUUUAUCACCUUUCAACUCAUUCAUAUGGUUGUCGUGUCGUCCAACGUUUAUUGGAAUACGGAAGUGUAAAAGACCAAGACCAGAUUUUGGAUGAACUUGAUCAAUUCAUUCCUUAUUUGAUUCAGAAUCAAUAUGGUAAUUAUGUCAUUCAACAUAUUCUCCAACAUGGUCAAGCAAAUAUAGCAUUGCAUAUUGGUAAAACUAAGCAAGAAAUUGUUGACACUGUUGCUAAAAACGUUGUAGAAUAUUCUAAGCACAAGUUUGCGUCCAACGUCGUUGAGAAAACCAUAUUAUAUGGCUCGGAAGAGCAAAAGAGGCAGUUCAUGGAUAAGGUUCUCCCCAAGAAUCCCGAACAUGCUGCACAUCUCGAAGACACCGCCCCUCUGAUUUUAAUGAUGCGUGAUCAAUAUGCUAACUAUGUUGUUCAGAAGUUAGUUGGCGUUGCUGAGGGUUCUGAUAAGAAGCUAAUUGUCAUUGCAAUCAGAGCUUACUUGGAUAAGCUGAAUAAAAUUAAUGCUUUAGGUAACCGCCACUUGGCUAGUGUUGAGAAACUAGCAGCCAUCGUCGAGAAAGUUGAAAUAUGA